This is a messenger RNA of Octodon degus (degu), 770 nucleotides long. RefSeq names its product rab-like protein 3. NCBI's taxonomy places the organism in Eukaryota, Metazoa, Chordata, Mammalia, Rodentia, Octodontidae. The coding region runs from base 1 to 729 and encodes 242 amino acids. Gene Ontology annotation, biological process: intracellular protein transport. Gene Ontology annotation, cellular component: endomembrane system. Gene Ontology annotation, molecular function: GTPase activity. The record is from RefSeq and is a predicted model, not a curated record. The transcript is spliced from 2 exons.
AUGGUGUCCCUGGAUCGGGUAAAGGUACUGGUGUUGGGAGACUCAGGUGUCGGAAAAUCUUCACUAGUUCAUCUUCUUUGCCAGAAUCAAGUGUUGGGAAAUCCAUCAUGGACUGUGGGCUGCUCAGUGGAUGUCAGAGUUCAUGACUACAAAGAAGAAACCCCAGAAGAAAAGACCUAUUAUAUAGAAUUAUGGGAUGUUGGAGGCUCUGUGGGCAGUGCCAGCAGUGUGAAAAUCACAAGAACGGUGUUUUAUAACUCUGUAAAUGGUAUAAUUUUGGGGCUGGAGAGAUGGUUCAUCCAUGACUUAACAAAUAAAAAGUUUUCUCAAAACUUGUAUCGUUGGUCACUCAAAGUUCUCAAUCGGGACUCAAUGCCAACAGGAGUCUUGGUAAUGAAUGGGGAUUAUGAUCAGAAAAAGUUUGCUGAUAACCAAAUCCCACUGUUGGUAAUAGGAACUAAACUGGACCAGAUUCAUGAAACCAAGUGUCAUGAAGUUUUAACUAGAACUGCUUUCCUGGCUGAGGAUUUCAAUGCAGAAGAGAUUAAUUUGGAUUGCACAAAUCCACGAUACUUAGCUGCAGGAUCUUCCAAUGCUGUCAAGCUCAGUAGGUUUUUUGAUAAGGUCAUAGAGAUGAGAUACUUUUUAAGAGACAGUAAUCAGAUUCCAGGCUUUCCUGAUAGGAAAAGGUUGUUGGGAGGAACAUUUAAGAAUCUUCAUUAUGACUGAAUUACACUCAUCCUUUGGAAUAAUAAGAAAGAAGACAGUGG